Penicillium crustosum is the source of this 540-nucleotide messenger RNA. RefSeq names its product Mpv17/PMP22 family protein. The transcript has a single exon. The record is from RefSeq and is a predicted model, not a curated record. Bases 1 to 540 code for a protein of 179 amino acids. Gene Ontology annotation, cellular component: cytoplasm; membrane. NCBI's taxonomy places the organism in Eukaryota, Fungi, Ascomycota, Eurotiomycetes, Eurotiales, Aspergillaceae.
AUGCCAUCCCUCGUCACCAUCAUCGUUCAAUCUGCUACCCUCAAAGCAUUCGCCAACAUCACUGCUCAAAUACUACAACAGUUGAAAUCACCAACACCCAUUCCACUCGACUGGAAUCGAGUCCUUGAAUUUGCGGUGUUUGGAAUCGUUUCUGCCCCUCUCAUCUCAUUGUGGCAGCGGGCUCUGGACGAGACAUUUCCCACUCAACUCGCAGUUCAGUCUCAGCAACGAAAUGAGAGGAAUCCCCGAAUAAAUUGGCCCAACGUCCUCCUCAAGCUCCUACUGGAUCAAACCAUCGGAUUGUUUGUGGCGAAUGUUGUCUUCAUCAUAUGUACUACGGGGGCAAAACUUCAAAGUAGCACUUUGAUUCUGCAAGAGGUACAGGCUCGGAUAUUUCGGAUUUUGUUGGCGGCGUGGAAGAUUUGGCCGGCUGUGUCUCUUGUCAAUUUCCUCUGGGUGCCGUGGCAUUCACGAGUUGUGGUUACCUCACUGGUUGGCUUUGGUUGGAAUAUUAUUCUCAGUGUAUUGUCUAGUACGUGA